AUGGAUAUCCAAGCGGGUGAAACCGGUAUAAAGCCCAAGGUGAUCAUCGGACACGGUGACAAUUUCUACUGGACGGGAAUAAAUAGCCUAGAGGGUCGUGACUCGCGCUUCGCCACGACAUUCGAAGAGAAAUUUAAUGGUAGAAACAUCAAGACGAUCCCGUGGGUGAAUGUAAUGGGCAACCACGACUACGGUGGUGCCAGCUACGUGUGCAACCAGGGAGACAACAACGCCCGAUGCGCCAACACGGCUGCACUACUGCAAGCUCUGGACUACAAGUUCAAGUGGCAAUCGGAGUACACGAGUCCGAACGACAACCGCUGGAACCUGGACGACCACUUCUACGUGCACCAUAUCGAGGACGCAGCUACGGGCGUGAGUAUCGACAUUUUCAACGUUGAAACAAACGAUGCUGACGUUCACGGAGCCCACCUCAUCUGCUGUCAAUGCUACGGAUACUCGAAUGGUGACAGCAAGGGGUGCAACAGCGUAGCUAGAGGAGACAAAUAUUGUUGUGGUGGUGACACGGCCAUGUACGAUGCCUGCUUUGAUAAGUUCGCAGACUGGGGAAAAGACUCGCGUAGUCAACUGGCAGAGAAAGUGAAACAGUCGACGGCGACGUGGAAGAUUGUUAACAGUCACUACGGACCGUACGAUCACUACGCUGAAGCCGGGAUGAACAAGUGGGUCGAUGUUCUAAGAGGCUCUGGCAUCCAGGCUUUCCUGUAUGGUCACACUCAUGGUGAAAAGCACGAUUACUCGGAAUCAUUGGCCUUGCAUUUUGUGGAGAAUGGCGCUGGAGGUGGCAUCCAGAAGGAGUCUGCGAGUGGCAUCCCGCCGUUUGCGACCGCCUACGCGAAGAAUAUGUGGUCGUACUCUGGCGACGAGUACGGAUUCUUCUCUUUGGAAGCUUCGAAUGAUUGGCUAAAGCUCCAGUACCAUACAACUGACAGCAAAUGGUCGUUCACGGAGAAGUUCGCUAAUACAACGGUUGGCGGCGUAGCGACCAAGUACUGCUGGUACAUUCCCGUCGAUGGCAGCGAAGGAAAAGCGUGCUAG
Phytophthora infestans T30-4 is the source of this 1059-nucleotide messenger RNA. RefSeq lists its product as uncharacterized. The record is from RefSeq and is a predicted model, not a curated record. Gene Ontology annotation, molecular function: ferric iron binding; ferrous iron binding; acid phosphatase activity. The transcript has a single exon. NCBI's taxonomy places the organism in Eukaryota, Oomycota, Peronosporomycetes, Peronosporales, Peronosporaceae. The coding region runs from base 1 to 1059 and encodes 352 amino acids.